Molecule: messenger RNA, 1700 nt
Organism: Polypterus senegalus (gray bichir)
Lineage: Eukaryota; Metazoa; Chordata; Cladistia; Polypteriformes; Polypteridae
Product: Fc receptor-like protein 5
Exons: 12
Coding region: 33-1430 (465 amino acids)
Source: RefSeq, a predicted model, not a curated record
UUUAUCUCUGAGCAUAUCCUCUUCCACUCUUGAUGACAUAUGACAUGAUGAGACAUAUACCUUGGCUGAUUUUUUGGCUGACAGCAGCGACUUCCCCAGAGUCUGCAGCUAUGACUGUGACGCUGAUGGCAUCUCCUGGAGAUACUAUAAGUGUAGGAGAAAGUCUGAAACUUACCUGCAAAUUAACUGUAAAUGUAAGCUCUGAGUCGCACUUUACUUUCACCUUUAUAAAGAACGGCGCACCAGUAAGGAAGAACAUUGAAUCUCCAGAGCUGAUCAUAAACAACUUUAAUAAAAGCCAUGCUGGGAAUUACAGGUGUGCUGUGAAGCAUUCAGAAGGUCGAGAGCACAACAGUAAACAAGUGAAGAUUAAAGUGAAAGAACCCGUGCUAACUGCCUACCCGAAAAAACUUUUGGAGGAGGGAGACAAUCUCCGUCUGAGCUGCAGCUGGAUGGAGGAUGGAACAUCUCAUUCACACCUUACUUACCGCUUUUUCCAAAAUAAAACAGAAGUGCAGAAGAGCAACACUUCAGUGUUAACCAUAGAGAACAUUCAUACAGGCCACAAUGGGAACUACUCUUGUGCUGUGGACUUACAAGGGCAAGAAAUUGGACGCAGCAACAGGAUAAACAUUACAGUCCAAGCUCAGGGUGUGACAUUGACUGCAUCUCUAAAACGUUCUGUGAAAGUGGGAGAUUCUGUUCGCUUUAACUGCAAAUCAGCGUGGAAGAAAAGCUCUGCCUUAAACAUCACUUUCUUCUUCCUAAAAGACGACAAGAUUGUAUGGAAUAGCAGCCACUCACGAUUCAAAAUAGACCAAAUUAAUAAAAGCCACACUGGAAGUUACACAUGUGCAGUGGAGCUACAAGGACAAAAGGAGUACAGCAAUAAAAUAACGAUUGAAGUCGAAGACACAUAUCUUCCUAUUGUUGCAGUCAGUGCCGGGAUAUUUCUGGGUCUUGUGAUACUCCCACUGCUGUUCUAUGCAUAUCACAGGAUUCAAGGUUUACCUUGCAGUGCCAGCAAGAAUAGCAGGGCAACAGGACAUAGAAGAGAAGCUAGUUUCCCCAAAAAGGAGGAUUCUGAUAUACAGAUGGAUAACUUCGGAGUAACAGAAAAAGAAACUGAUCAUUCAGAUGUCACAUAUUCUGAACUACUGGACUUUUCCACAAGGAAUAAUAAAGGCAAACAUCAUACGGAGACCAGCCCUGCGUCAAUCUACUCCGAGGUGGCCAUCGUGAAAGUGAUACCAGUGCCCUUUAUGCUACAGUUCUUCCAAGACACAACAGGAUGUAAGGACUCUGGCUUCACAUGGGACUCCUGGAAUAUCAAGCUCAUGAUCUGCACCCUUAUGCUUUCAAAGUCAAGAUUUCAUGACAGCGGCCUAUCGCGACGGUGGAACAGGAUGAAUACUCUUGUAUGCAAGUGACUGCAGCUACACAAUUAACAAUUAAAUGGAUGUGAAUUUGUUUAAACAUAUUAUUUGCACUUCAUUGUAGAACCCAAAAGUCCAGUCUUAUAAGUAAAUUCAGCCUUUCUCCUACUUGCAAUUGCUAUCCAUUUAAAAAUGAAUUCUUAUAUGCUUUGAUUUAUUUGUUUUUCAAUGGCUAUAUUGUGUUUGUAAAUCAGUGAAAACGCUUGCACCUGACUUCAGUAUAUAUUGCUAUUGUGUAUAAAAAUAAACUAAACAGACAUGUUU